AUGGCUACCCCAGAACUAGUUCAGGGCAGUGUGAAAUCCGGUGCGGCAGGGAUCACAAAACAGGCGAGUGUUCCGAGUUGUGCGUACGUGACGUUCCUGGCAGGGAACGGUGAUUACGUGAAAGGUGUGGUGGGUUUGGCAAAAGGGUUGAGGAAGGUGAAGAGUGCGUACCCAUUGGUGGUCGCUGUUCUACCUGAUGUACCAGAAGAGCACCGUAGGAUAUUGGAGUCUCAAGGGUGCAUUCUUCGUGAGAUCGAACCUCUUUAUCCACCUGAGAACCACACACAGUUUGCCAUGGCCUACUACGUCAUCAACUACUCCAAACUACGUAUUUGGGAGGUAUGUUGUUAA
Messenger RNA from Arachis ipaensis, 351 nucleotides. Lineage: Eukaryota; Viridiplantae; Streptophyta; Magnoliopsida; Fabales; Fabaceae. The record is from RefSeq and is a predicted model, not a curated record.